Messenger RNA from Spodoptera litura, 4812 nucleotides. It is a transcript of the gene PAN3, whose product is annotated as Poly(A) specific ribonuclease subunit PAN3. Gene Ontology annotation, molecular function: protein kinase activity; poly(A) binding; ATP binding. Gene Ontology annotation, biological process: protein phosphorylation; nuclear-transcribed mRNA poly(A) tail shortening; mRNA processing. Gene Ontology annotation, cellular component: PAN complex; P-body. Lineage: Eukaryota; Metazoa; Arthropoda; Insecta; Lepidoptera; Noctuidae. The record is from RefSeq and is a predicted model, not a curated record.
UAUCCUACGUUGUUCAUAGAAAUACGUUUACGUACUUGUAUACGUAUAUGUGUAGUAAUAUUAAUGUGUAUUUGUCUUCGUGUCCCUAUGCUCUGUUUUUUUUUAUUUAGAAAUUUUAAAUGUUAUAAACUUGUAAAAAAGUCCUGGAUCCUGCAUGAUUUGAUCGAUUGAUAAGCAAUUAUCUUACGUAUAAUUCUUGUGACAAUGAGCUUAGCAAUCAUAAUCACUUAUUUGUGUAUGGCUUGAUCUUCUGUCACGGGUGUUAAAAAGUGUAUCAAGUACAUAGAAAGAACGAAAAGCGAAAAUGUCCGAGAUCACGGUCGGCCGUUGUGAUGUUUGAGAUCAGUAACAUUAGUGUAACAGAUGAGGAAGAUGGGUUGUUGAUGAUCAGCCAGGUGAGCGAAGUUCAGAUCGCGUAGCUACACCAAAGCGCCUAGACGUCCAAGACGUUCGAAGGAUAUCCGCUGUCGGUCACCUUAUUUUCGGAAAGCCUUUUUCGUUAUUCAUCAUGAGUUGGCUGCACCGUGAACUGGAAACCAUGGAUCCCUCGAUCUUUUUACAAUAUUCACCUUCCCCUCCAAAUGGACUACCACAAGAAUCGAAGUUGGCAACCUACAUGAAUCGUUCCACUUCUACUCCCACAAGAUCCCUCAACCAGGCUCUUGGCAAACUCAGCUUGGAGUCUUCACCUACUGCAAUUAAGAAGGUGGUGAUAACAGAAUUUGUUCCAAUGAACUAUUUUCCUCCACCUAGCCUACUGCAGCCAGACUCUCCAGAAAGUUCUUCCCCUUCUACUAUGUCAGCAGUUCCCAAUACUUCUCAAGUACAUCAGGAAAAUGUUGGUGGUACUACAUACUUCUAUUCCACCAACUCUGAUAGCCUGAAUACUUCAGGAGCCUUGAAUUCCUCCACAUCCAUUGGCCCUUCGGAGUCAUGCUUGAGUGGUGCCGUGGGCGGCGCGGCCUCGCCGUAUGCCACCCAGAUCUACUCUGGAACGCCAACCCAUAUGGGUCCAAUGACUUCGAAACAAGGUCUGGCCGCGUCUUUCUACAUGCCCGAGACGAUCCGCUCUGAGAUUUACGAAAGAAACGACGAUGUCUUCUUGCAACCAGAUCUUCGCCAGUAUCCAGAUUUACCAGAAAACGUGGAAAUGUAUUCCGAACUGACGCCCUUAGAGAGUAUCGCACCGCACUGUAUUGCGACGUCAUACCGCGCCACACACCGGCAGAGCGGGGAACAUUAUGCUCUCAGGCGCCUACAUUCAUACUCCACGUCUAUCACAAAACGCCUGGAGAUGUGGAAGCAGAUUGACCAUCCCAACGUCGUGAAACUACACGACUGGUUCACUACUAAAGCUUUCGGGGACCACUCGAUGGUACUGGUGUACACCUACCACCCAGCGUGCACAACUUUGAUGAAUAAAUAUCUGUCCGGUGGCGCUGGAAACGCCGUCAACGAUGCGAACGGUGCCUUCCACGACCCGUUCUCCUCCGACCCGGAUGCACCCCGUCCAUAUACUCAUCAGAAAAAUGCGAUGCUCCGCGCGGUGGCGAGUGGUGCUUUGCUCCCCGAGGCUGUACUGUGGAGUCUCCUUGUUCAACUCACGGCGGCGCUAAGAGCAAUACACACUGCCGGACUAGCGUGCAGUAGCUUGGAUCCCACGAAGGUGGUCAUGAAUGGCUGUCGCGUGCGCAUAUCCUGGUCCGGAGCCACCGACGCUCUGCAUGCUAACAGUACUGAUAUCGCGCAGGCACAGCAAGACGACCUGACGGCUCUGGGUAGACUCGCGCUGGCGCUGGCCUGCCGCACCAUCCACUGCGACAACCUCGCCGCCUCCAUGGAGCUCGUCGCGCGAACCUACUCCGCCGACCUAAAGAACCUUAUACUGUAUUUAUUAUCGUCGUCGACUGCUCGCCGCUCCGUCACUGAUCUCAUGCCGAUGAUAGGUGCCAGGUUUUACACGCAGGUGGAGGCGCUGGAGCGACGUGCUGAUGUAUUUGAAGACCAACUGGCUCGCGAGAUUGAUAAUGGAAGACUGCUACGCAUACUCAUCAAAUUAGGAGUAGUUAACGAGAGGCCCGAGUUGAACCUCGACGCAUCUUGGUCUGAGACUGGUGACCGGUACAUGUUGAAACUGUUCCGGGAUUACUUGUUCCACUCAGUGACCGCAGAUGGCAGGCCCUGGCUCGACCAGGCGCAUUUGGCGCACUGCCUCAAUCAACUCGAUGGCGGUACUACGGCUAGGGUGGAACUGAUGUCGCGCGACGAGCAGAGCGUGCUGGUGGUGUCGUACGCCGAGCUGAAGCACUGCCUCGAGCAGGCAUUCGAGGAAGUGAUGCAGGCGGCCGCCGCCGAGCCCUAGCUGCCGCCGGCUGCGUACCCGGCCGGCUACACAUUGCAAUAACUCGAGUAAUUACUCCAUCGCUGCCUUCAUCGACGUGGCUCACAUGCUCGGUGUUCUUUACAUGCCGCCGCUACAUUACGCAGCACAUAACACAUUGAACUGACCUAAACUAGUACUUGUAAGAAUAUUGACUCGUUUUAGUCUAUCGCAUGUCAAGAAUAUCCGUCGUAUGUAUAAACACGCGUUAAUAUGCGUUACAUGUGCAUUUUUUGACGAUGUUAGUAGUCCAGUUAAAGUUAUAAAUGUUGAUUUAUUUGUAAUGUGAAGCCGCCGAGCCGGUCCGUGUUCAAUUCUGUCAUCCGCGAAUAAGAUAUUUUUGUAGGUGCGUCGCAACUUUUGUGCUGAAUUCGUACAAGUUCGUAUAUUCGAUGGCAGUUAUUGAACCAGUGGGGAUAUCAUUGUUACUUCCCCUAUUGGGGUACAGAACAUCUGUGGGGUUACCAAAAAUAACGAGUCUUAGUGAACAAGGCGCUUGCGCCCCUUUUCUUGUCCUUCAGAAGCUCUCUCGUCUAGUUUAGUAUUACACGAAAGAGCCAGUAAAGUAACAAUGCUUUUCUAGGAAUAUUCCUGACUCUGGGUUGUAACGCGAUCUCAUUUCAGAAGCGGUCUCGACCCCUAGAACGCUUCUCAAUAACUGCACCACAUAAACAAAAGAUACAAUAUUUUUUAUACUUAUGACGGUAUUAUUUAUCUCUUCUAAUUAAUUGUGAAUAAUUUUAAUGAACUGUGAAUACUUUAAAUUAAUAAUAAUUCCUAACCUUUUGACCGCCAGAGUAAAGGACACGAUAUUUUUCAUUUCUUUUGCUAAUUAUGUUCCUUAACUCGUUCUUAUUUAUAUAAUUGACUUUAUUUAUUUAUAUAUUAUCUACACAACAACACUGCGCAGGCAGACAUUCAUAUAUAAAAUUUAAGUACAUAGGUCCUGUAGACCUGCUCUUUUUUUAAGGAUCGUCUAUUAUUUAAAUAAAAUGACAAAGACCUAUACAAAUUAUAAAAUACUAUUUAAGUAUGUAACCUUAGCUUGGCGCUGAGGUGCCCUAAGUCUUUGCUUUUUUUAACGAGGCGGUCAAAAGGUUAAACUGUAGGAAUUUACCUAUUCCUGGGUUUUGAGUGUUCGGUCACGCCCACAAAAUUAUUGCAUAAAAUUGGGCCUUGUCGAAGUACCGUUACGAUUAGCCGCCUGAACAAACGCCACAAACAUUCCAAACUAACAACACAAAUGGUGGGAGCUAUCAAACGACUGUUUUAUUGAAUUCAGAAUUGAGCAGUUGCUAGUAAGCUGGGCGACGCGGCGGGGCCCGCUGCUCGCUGCUGUCGCUUUAUCGAAAGACAACGGCACGCGUGUGCUCAGCGGAACUGAACUGAGCUCUAUGUUUACACGGCCACAGCCACAUCACAUAAAGUUAAUGUUAAUGAAAGCCGUGCUCAUCAGUUUCCUUAGCUGAGACACGGGUGUACUCGUUGUUAGUAUAGUUACUGUUAUGUCACGUAGAUCUGAAUUUGUAUUGUGUUGGGGCGGGGCGGUGCGGCCACCCGGUCGGUUAAUGUUAGAAAGAUCGGAAAGAUCUCGAUAAUAAACCUAUGGCAAUAAUACAGUUUUAUAUGGCCGCGGACGGCGCGCAGUGUCCACCUCGCCCUCGUUUAUAUCAUGUUGUUGCAGUUUAUUAUACAUUAAAUAAAUUUUAUUGCAAUCUGUUUCACUCUCCCUCGGACGUCGUUGCAAUGUCUGUCCCAUACGGAGUACGGACGAUGCAGCUCGUCGAUUGUUUUGGUUAUAGGGUUCCGCAGAGAGGUAGCACAUUACUCUCACUAAUUUAUGUAAGUAAAUUAUUUGUAUCGAUCAAAUGGUUAAUUAUUUUUUAAUAUUAGUCAAUGCUGGUUAUUUAGGUGUUAAGCAGGGUAAGCGAACAGAGCUUUUGAUAAGUUAAUGACGUUUAAAUUUAUUUUGCUAUGCACUAUUGCGAUUAAGUAAAUCACGCUCAAUUCGUCCAUCCUAUAAUAAUUGUGAUCACUGUUGAAUUAAUGGAAAGUAAAUAGAAGAAUACGUAUUUAUAGAUUGAUGUUCUGUUUGUCUGCGGAAACCCUAUAUACUCAUGUUGAUCCAGGGCAAGCUUAUUAUUCUAUUCACGUUGGUAACUUUGUAUCUAGAAUGUGUUCAACUAGUUACUGUUUUACCAUAAAUAACCCAUUUUUGGGAGAAAUAUAUGACUAUAGAUCAAUAGAUGAAAUGUACCUAGGUGCCUAGGUACAAUAAUUAUGUUCUAAUAUUUAUUUUGAAAGUAAAGUAGAUAUCCCAUUGUUGAAUUUGCAAAUUCCGAUCUAUGUAGAGAUGGACUCUGAGAAUAAAAAUAUUUUGAGAUAACUAUAAGUGUAUAUUUUUUUCUAACAAAUAAAACGUUUUAACAAAU